UUCGAACGUUAAUUCAUCGGAGGGCUAGAAAGAUAGUUCGGCGUGAUAUCAAUCGUGGCUAAUGGCGCGGUCUCUCGCCGUUGAAUAUAAAUUGGACUGCAGCUUCACCGGGCGCUUCGAAGGCUCUACCAGACUGUUGUUCCCGCGCUCGGUGAGUCUCCAGCCCUUGAGAGUUUGGCGCCAUGGCCGGAAGGGGGAAGUCGAUCGCCUCCGUCGCUGCCGCGAAAAAGUCGACGUCGAGGAGCAGCAAGGCCGGGCUCCAGUUCCCCGUCGGUAGGAUCGACCGGUUCCUCAAGGAGGGGAAGUACGCGGAGCGCGUCGGCGCUGGCGCUCCCGUAUACCUAGCCGCCGUCCUUGAGUACCUCGCCUCAGAGGUUUUGGAACUUGCUGGGAAUGCAGCGAGGGACAACAAGAAGACCAGGAUCGUCCCCAGGCACAUCCUGCUUGCGGUGAGGAACGACGAGGAGUUAGCGAAACUUUUGGGAGAGGUUACAAUCGCCAGCGGCGGCGCGACGCCCAACAUCCAUAACAUCCUCCUCUCUAAGAAGACAGGCAGCUCUUCAAAGACUGCUCCUGGAGGUUAUGACUGAAAAAAGAUUCAAUCUUUUUGCAGACUAGCACAGAAUUGAAAAUCUGCUCGGAUCCUUGUUAUCCAUUGCUUUUAGGAUUAUUUUCGCUUUUGCGUUUUUUUAGCUUUGCGAUUGUUCCUUGCCAUUGGGCUUGAUACCGCUCAGGAUGUUAUGAUUUACCUCCCUCGUGAUGGCCUUGGGUCGAGUGCGGCGGGGGCGCUGGGAGCGAGCGAUUUCGCCUUUUUGCCACUUGAUACCGCCACAAGUGCAUUUGUCUUGUGAAAUGAUAAAAGUUUGAAGCUUGAUCCAUCCUUCCACCAAGCUCUCCUUCCCCUUCGUUCCUUUUCAAUCUUUGAUUCUUCCGCUUGGAUCUUGAAUGAAACUCAGGGAGGGGGUGAUUUUUAAAUCUUUAUUCUGUGUGAUCUAAGGUCUUUUCCCUUUUAGCUAGAUUCUUUUUCAUGGAAUUUUAGAUCGCCCCCUUUGAUUCAUCUGCCAAUUGUAAUUGUAGACUUGUUUCAAUUUUCAUACAGGUAAUGUAAAUCUUCAUCUGUCAUAUUCAACAUGUAUAUUGAUUAGAAUUAUAUUCUUUCCUUUUUUAAUAAAA
Messenger RNA from Zingiber officinale, 1173 nucleotides. RefSeq names its product probable histone H2A.3. The transcript has 2 exons. Gene Ontology annotation, cellular component: nucleosome. The record is from RefSeq and is a predicted model, not a curated record. Gene Ontology annotation, molecular function: DNA binding; protein heterodimerization activity; structural constituent of chromatin. Bases 183 to 590 code for a protein of 135 amino acids. NCBI's taxonomy places the organism in Eukaryota, Viridiplantae, Streptophyta, Magnoliopsida, Zingiberales, Zingiberaceae.